AUCCAAAUAUAAAAUAAUACAAUCCUUCCCUUCCCUUCCCCUUCCUCAUUUUUAUUUAUCCAAACAAAAUUAACACAAAUCAUUUCCUUCUAUUUUCUUCCCUUCCCUUUCUUUUCCUCCCCCUCCAUUUCCUUUUAUUUUCCUCCAUUCCCCUCCCUUCCCUUCCCUUUACUAUUUUCUAUCCAAAUAGGCUUAACUGUGCGCCGGUCAUCGGGCUGCUCCUCCCUCUCUCAAGCCCGCUACCUCCCUUGUACCCGAUUCAUCGAAUAUCUUCUUCUCCCUCUCGGUUUUUGUCGCCGCUGUUCAGGACGUUGCUUUCCUGCCUAAGUGUGCUGAUUUCAUCGUCGAUAGAGGUGGAGUUUCGGUGCAUUGUCAAUGUAGGUCAUAUUCAGAUGAUUCAGAGUUUUUCUAUCCAACACAACACUUGCUUGUAAAAUGACUACUGGAAGCAGUCGGAUUUCAAGAGGUCAGAAACCAAAAGGGUUUCAGGCUGAGGGGUCAAAUUGGAUUCUUAUUGCUGGCAGUGCUUUGUUAAGUACUUUAACAAUCCGUCUGGGUUACAAGCUGAAACAGGCACUUGACUCAAAGCAACCGAACAAUGCUACUAAAAGCUUACAAGGGAAUGGAACUUCUGAGAGUGAGAGGAGAUCAGCUGGUUGCCGUUUACAUUCAAACAUGUAUUCAUUUAGACAGGAUGAUGAUGGUUGCUUCAACUGCAUUUCAGGAACUGAAAGCAUGGGGAAGAAGCACUCACCCAGUGGCCGGAUGCUGUCUGAAUCUGAUAUUUCUCUACCUUUGGUGACAGUCCCUGCCCCUGAGUUCAACAGGGAGAAUGGUAUUAUUUGGGCAUCAUCUCCUGAUCGCCUUGAGUUGCCUCCAAAGCCAUUCCACCAUAGCAACUGCUCAGACUCUCCAUGUGUCUCAGAAUCUGGUUCUGAUAUAUUCUCCAAGCGUGAAGUGAUACAGAAGCUAAGGCAUCAACUGAAGAGAAGAGAUGAUAUGAUUCUGGAGAUGCAGGAUCAGAUUGUGGAGCUGCAGAAUUCACUGAAUGCUCAGUUGGCACACUCAAAUAACUUGCAGUCACAACUUGAUGCUGCGAACAGGGACUUGUUUGAUUCUGAAAGAGAGAUCCAAAGGCUGAGGAAGGCAAUUGCAGAUCACUGUGUGGGACAUGCUGGUAGCAAUGAGAAGACUUCGACAGCCAUGGAUUGGCCAUCUGAGUUACAAAAUGGUCAUGCAAAUGGAUGUGUUGUUGGAGAGAGCAACUUUGAGUUUUCUGUAAAGGGAAGGGGUGAUGAUGACAGAAUUGAGAUGCUAAAAAGAGUAGGAGAGUUGAAAGAAGUGAUAGAAGAAAAGGAUUAUCUGUUGCAGAAUUACAAGGAACACAAAGCAGAGCUUUCUUUGGUGAUAAAGGAAUUGCAACAGAGAUUGGACUCUCAGCUCCCUAAUAUUUUGUAGGUACUGUUAGGUUCUGUGCAUUCUUGCUUGUUUUCUCUGAUUUCUUUCUUUAAUUUGAGGAUUAAAAAAAAAAAAAAAAAGCUCCCUUUUCUCUUUUAACUUCUGCAACUUCAAUUUUAGUGUAAGCAUGUGGUAAUGGGUUUUGUGGUUUCAUGCUUGUGAAUCUGCACAAACUGGUUGUGUGUGAGAGGAAGAAGAAAUAGAAAAGAGUAGGCAAUAUUUUAUUGGUUUGUAAGUGAUUGACUCUAUCAUGCUUGGCAAAUGCCUGCUUUCCCAAUAGAAAUAGAAAUUAAAA
Messenger RNA from Rubroshorea leprosula, 1753 nucleotides. Lineage: Eukaryota; Viridiplantae; Streptophyta; Magnoliopsida; Malvales; Dipterocarpaceae. The record is from the annotation of a GenBank genome assembly.